Prorocentrum cordatum is the source of this 1854-nucleotide messenger RNA. NCBI's taxonomy places the organism in Eukaryota, Dinophyceae, Prorocentrales, Prorocentraceae. The record is from the annotation of a GenBank genome assembly.
GAAGGGGAUUUCAUCCUGGUCGAGUACGUUGGGUACGCCAACGUGUGGCACGAGCGCUUGGUGGUGCUCGCGCCCGACGGCUCGAGCCUGGCGUGCACCCUCACGCCGGACGACGACAGCUACGAGGAGGACCUCUUCGCCGUCGCUGAAGUGCGGCGCUGGCUGCCGUGCGAGGGCGGACGCAUGGGAGCGUACCCUCCAGCGGCUGCUGGGAUGCACGUGCACGGCUUCAGGGGCGUCCCCGCGCCCGCGCGGGUCGCGCAGGUGCUGGCCGCGGGAGCUGCAAGGAUGGGAGUCGCCCUCGGCGCUGAGGACACGGUGGUGCCCAACCUGGUCGGCGCGGCAGGCGGGGCCCGCCCUCGGCCUGGCGCCGCUGGCAUCGCGCCGGCCGGAGGCGCAGCGGCAGCGGCGCUCGCCGCUGGUGGCGUGGGGCCGCCCGCUGGAUUGCUGGUGGCCGCCCCCCCCGCGGCGCCCGCCGCCGGGUUCGGGGGACCCGCCGUGGCGGCUGGGGUGGCUGGCCUGGCCGCCGCGCUCGCUGACGGCCCAGCGGCGCCCGGGGCAGGCGCCCCAGCGCUGGCAGGCCCCCCGCCGCCGCUGGUAGCGGCGCCCGCGGCUGCAGGGCCAGCUGCCGCCGAAGGCGGCCGUGGGGCCGCGGCGGCCGCGGCCGCGCCCGUGGAUGCUCGCAUCCAGCCCGUCACGUACGACUUGCAGGGCCAGCGGCACGCGGACUACCGCAGCGCGGUCAUGGGCAUGACCGAGGGCGCAUUCCCCGAUUGGCCAGUCAGGGGGCCGCGGACGGCGCUGUGGGUCCUCAAGUUCAUGGAGGCUCACGGCGGCACUCCAACGGGCCGCCACUCGCGCUGGCUCUCGGAGACGCGCUUGCAGGGCACCGAGCCUGGCGUCGACGAGCACGAGCGGGCGUGCAGGACCCUCGAGCGCAUGGUGAUCUACGACCAGCUGAAUGUGGCGAAUCUCGCCUCGGGCGAGAUGCUGGCCAGGUCGGAGCGCGACUUGGCCCGCAAGAAGAAGGGGACCAGGGGCGACAAGGGCUCUGGCAAGGACUGGGCCAACGACGCCAUCGACGUCAUGAACGCUGUGUGUGCCCCUGAGGCCCAGCCGUCAGCCCUCGGAGUUUCUGAAGGCCAGCGGGCGUCUCUCGCGCACAUCCAGUCCACCUUCGCCUGCCUCGAGCCGCUGGCUGAGGGCGAGGGCUUUCCCGAAGGAGCGCUUUCGGAUCUACUCUCUGGCUCCCCGCUGUGCGCCACGGGGGGGCCUCGCCGACCCUGCUCGCGGGACCUGAUCUCGUGGCCCGACGUCGGCGACGACCCCGUGCCUCUCACCAAGGUCGUUGCUGGCCCGGACGCUCAGUGGCUUAGGGCAUGGAGCUCGAGCAUGCUGCGUGGUCGCGAGGAGGCGGACGCCCUCCUGCAGCAGGUAUGCCCUCGCGGGCCGUAUGUCGACCCCAACCUUGCCUUUCCUCCGGCGACGGUCGCCGACUUCCUUGCUGAGAUGUUGAAGCGGAAGAUGAUUUGCUUCCAGGCGGAGGACCCUCGUAUCAAGCCGAUUGGAGUCUUCUGCGUGGCAAAGAAGAGCAACCGUCUGAGGCUGAUCUUUGAUACUCGCACUGCGAAUGCGUACUUCACGGACCCCCCAGCCACCACGCUGCCGAGUGCUGCCGCCUUCUCGAACCUGGAGGCGCCAGGUGGCAGGGUGGUCGUCGCGGCAGGAGACAUCGACAAUGCCUUCUACCGGCUGCUGAUGCCCGAGGGCUUGUGCCGCUACUUCAGGCUUCCGCCGAUCGACAGGCGGCACCUGGAGGCCCGCGGUAUCACGGGGCUCCCCGACGCCGCCAGG